This is a messenger RNA of Oppiella nova, 1476 nucleotides long. The record is from the annotation of a GenBank genome assembly. Lineage: Eukaryota; Metazoa; Arthropoda; Arachnida; Sarcoptiformes; Oppiidae.
AUGACAAACAAUGAACCGAUUCAGCCGUCGAAGAAUACCAGAGAAUUGGACUCAUUAUUAGCGAAGUUAGAGAACGACAACAAACUGUUGGCCGAAUUGGACGGCAAACUCAAGAAAGUCAACAAUAACUACAACGCUAUCCAAGGCUUGGAUGAUAUCAGCGCAGGUGGUAUCGGCGGCGGUGGCGGGAGUGGUGGUGGCGCUCAGGACCACAGUGUUUAUCAGUUGUCGACAUCGAUGCCUUCAUUAACCACAAGCUAUUUAUUUCAAACCUCUUCCCUGACGGACACCGGGGCCGGCAGUGCCGCCAAACACAGCAGUGGCGCCGGUAUGUACGCCAAGCCAUCGAAUAUGUCUUCAGCACAAAACGGCAAAUCAACGCAACAAAUGGUGAACCACGUGCUCCAUGACGAGGACAUGGACUACGAGGACAUGGAUCUACGGGAACUGGAUUUAGAGAGAUUGAAACAUAGCUUAUUAGACGACAACGACUUACUAAUUGUCAACACUAGGAGUACGCCUUCAAUAACCGCCAAAGACUUAGAUAAACUGAUGGCAAAGUUAGAUCAGGACAACAGAAUUCUGGCCGAAUUGGACCGCAAACUCAAACACGUGACCACCAGCGGCCUCAUCGACUCGUCCUACAUAUACCCCAUGUCUUCAUCACUGCCUUCGCUGAACACAGCCUCCCAUCUCAUGCGCUCAUCCCUGGGCCUCACCGACAGGAACCCGUCGGCCACCGCACUGUUGGGCCACUCGGCGAGCGGCGGACUCAUAGGCGGCUCAUCCCUGAAGGCAUCGCAGGCGGCGCAGCCAUCGGCCGCCCUGAACCUGAUGUCGAUGACGGGACUGAACGGCCAGUUAUCCGCUCACCAGCAGCACCAGCAGCAGAUGAUCCAGCAGUUCCUGCACUCGUCGCAGACGCCAUUUCAGCAGCAAAUGGAUGAACUGAAGUUAGCCGAAGACAUCGUCGACAGCAUUGAGAUACCAAACAGGGGUCGGUGUAAGGUAUACAUCGCCCGCUACUCCUACGACCCCUUUAAACAGUCGCCAAACGACAACCCGGAGGCCGAGCUGACGCUAAUGGCCGGCGAUUUUGUGCUGAUCUUCGGCGGUGUGGACGAGGAUGGCUUCUUCUACGGGGAGCUCAUGGAUGGCAAACGCGGACUCAUUCCGUCCAACUUUGUCGAGAAGCUCACCGGCGAAGACCUGUUCGAGUUUCAGGCGAGUGUCCUCUAUGGCAAUAAUAGGGACUCGGAGUCCGAUACGGCCAGUUACCCACCGGAGUUUUAUGACGCCAUACUCAACGAGCAGAUAUGCCACUCCAACUUCCAGCACCUAUUGGCUCCGGAUGACUUCCAUCGCAUCAACGAUUACAUCGAUUUAGAAGAUAUCACUGAAAUAGAUGAAGACAUCUCCGACUUGGAAAGGGCUGAAGUAGAGGCCGCUAAGAACACCGGUAUGUCAUUGGGAUAG